Molecule: messenger RNA, 2197 nt
Organism: Astrephomene gubernaculifera
Lineage: Eukaryota; Viridiplantae; Chlorophyta; Chlorophyceae; Chlamydomonadales; Astrephomenaceae
Source: the annotation of a GenBank genome assembly
CUUCCUUUGCAGCUAUAAAGUAACACUAUUUUACUAGAUAUUGCGCUUUAAUAUUGCUCAGCCGCCAUAGGACGCUAGUUGGUGCAUCGAUCACAGUCGCAGCGUUGCCCCUGUACUCCGCUUGUGUCUUGAACCAAAACCGUUGCCAAAAUGGCCCUGGCGCUUCUAAGCCGACGCCAGGGCCGCCUUCUUUCGCGUGCAUUAAGUAUGGCUGAAACGUGCAUCGGGGGCCAUCAGCCUGCCAGGACGGGAGCUGUUGAGGAUGCCGAAAUUGGCCCUGAUAUGUGCUCCACUUCGCAGCAGCAACCCUCACAAGUAGGAGGCAGCUGGCCGCGGGGGUUGCAAGCGCGUUUUUUUGCCGUCAACAAUGAGCCAACCAUACGGUACGUGCCCGUGCCGGAGCCCGAGCACGACGACUUCAGCACAGAGCCGACAGCCUACACGCAGCUGCUUUCAGCCAUCCGGGCCGCCAAAACACUCAAGCGCCUGCAGCACCUAGUUUCGACGUACUCGGACCGCUUCGAUGCAGUGCACAUUGCCGCGGCGGUGGCUCGCCUGCCCCGCCUCAUCAAGUACCGCCCAGACGACCUGGUCGACCGCAGCGACGUGGUUGUCACGCCAGUAGGCGGCCUGCCCCGUGUCCGCCGGAAGCACGGCGCGCAGCCUAAGGCGAGCCACCUCGAGGACGGUGCCCGGCUCGCAGCGCAGCUGGACAACAUGCUGCCAGCGCACGUGAAGCACUUCUUCCCGCGCCAGGCUGCAUGCACCAUCUGGAGCUUUGGCGAGCUGCGGCGCCGCGGCAUCGUGGACGCCAUGUCCUCGCUGCCGGACGUGAUGCUGGCGGUCAGCAAAGGCGACAUGGAGCCUCUGCGCGUGCACGGCCACGGCGUGGACUUUGCGCAGCUGCUGCAGGGGCUGGCCAAGCUGGGGCACAACGACCCGGACUUCAUGGCCCGGCUGCUGCCGCUGCUCAAGGAGCGGCUGGGCUCGCUGCAGCAGCGAGAGCUGCAGAUGGCGGCGUGGGCGCUGGCCAGCCUGGGGUACGGCAGCCAGAAGAUCAUGCUAAGCAUCGCGGAGCAGCUGCUGCAGACCAGCACGGCGUUCCUGCUGCCCUCGGGCUGCUCGUCGGUGUUCUGGGCGUACGCCAAGGCGGAUGUGGAGGCGCCCCAGCUGUUUGACAGCCUAGCAGCCAGCAUCAUUGGCCAGGCGCUGCUGAUCGCGCCGCAGGAUGUGGCGACGACGCUGUGGGCGUGCGGCCGCCUGGGCUACCGCAACCAUGAGCUGGUGGCGGUGCUGGGCGAUGCAAUGCUGCGCUCCCUAGCGAGCGCGAGCGACUUGGAGGUGUCGUCAGCGGUUGAGGCGCUGGCCGUGUUGGGGUAUGAGCACAAGCCGCUGCUGGACGCGGUUACGGAGGGCAUCUUGGCGGAGCCGCUGAUUGGCGCCGAGCCGGUCUGCAUUGCGCGCGUGUUGUUUGCGUACGGCAAGCUGGGGCGGCGUGGAGAGCGUGAUGUGGAGCUGGCGUCUGCACUGGCGGCGGCGCUGGUGCGGCGGCUGCCGAUUGUGCGCGAGGACACGUUGUCGCUGGCGUGCCGAGGGCUAAUCAUGUUUGGGUACAAGGACCAGGAGGUUCUUGCUGCCUACACCGCGCGCGCGGAGCAGCUGCUCCCCAGAUGCAACGACCUGCAGCUGCUGGCGGUGCUGCGCCUGCUCGGCGGCGCCGGACACGCACACUACCAGCUCGCCGUGGCGUCAGCGCGGCACCUGCAAACCAUCAUCAUCCCGGGCGGCAGGUUCCGCAGCGCGUCGACCGCGGUGGAGGUGCUGUACCACUGCGCGCGCCAGGGCGUGGAGGACCCCGCGGCAGCCGAGGAGCUGCUCAAGUUCGCUGGGUCGCACGUCGAGGAGCUGCGGCCUGUGGACGCCGCGAGGCUGCUGGUCAUUGGACAGGUGAUGAACAAGCAGGAUGCGCUGCUGACGAGCAUGGAGGAGGUGGUGCUGCGCAACACGGAGGAGCUAAACAAGAGCUCGGCGGAGGCUGCCCUGCGCAGCGCACAAGCGCUGGGACGAAGCGAGCUCGUCGCAGCGCUGUCCUCACGCUUGGCCGCGAUUGAGACCGAGGCUGGCGCGGCCUGAUGUUGACGUGCCUCGGGGUUGGGGGCACUCGUGAAAAUGAUGUGGUACUGUAAUGCUUUAAUGG